AUGUCUUCAAUCGUGACGAGUAUUCUAAGUUCAACCGUGGGUUUGUUGUGGAACAAGGCUCGCGACUCGACUGCGGCUAAGCUGAAGGACGGUGGUGUAACAAAUGAAAAAAUUCGAGAGAUUGUCGUACGAGACUUGAACGACAUCAAGACGAAGCUCGAUGGUCUUUCACGUAAAGAUCUUCUCAGCAGCUACAAUUUCCUACGGGAAGGUGUGGAUUUCCUCAAUGUUUCUCUUCAAAACUCAAAGCUCGACCAGAAAGCUCUGGCGAAUGAAACUCAAGAUGAUCGAGGCGAGACAUCAACAAUGCCGAGUUGUGAUCAGUCUGGGAUCUUAAGCGAAGCUAUUGAACUUUCUCAAGCCAUGGGAAAGCUAAAAUGUAACUCGGACGACGAGUAUGAAUCCGCUAAAGAACGAUUCAAAGAUGCCCGUAAGAGAGCAACCGAUGCUUUCUCUACUGAAACAUUAGUUCUCAAAGAUAUGAUCUUCGCCGCUAAGCUACGAAUAGUGUCCGAGAUGCUGGAAUGUCUUGAUCGUCCCGAAACCGCUAUAACAGGAUGUCUGUCAUUUUUAAAAAAAUUCCAUAGCUUACCUGCAAUUCAAGAGAUAUUCUCGGUGUACCUCAACGGAGGAAUAAAGUCGAUGUUGAAUAAGAGCGAACGAGUCGAGAACGUAAAAUCAGUAAUGCUGAUUAACUACGUGUUAUUUCAAUAUGCUUCGAAAUUCAAGUGUUCGUUUGACUUGCUCGUCAGCAUGCCAUCAAUUGAACUUCCUGAUCGCAGUUUUUCCCCAAUGUUAGAUUGGCGGGAAGUUGCGACAAGAAAGUCUAUGGGGAAAGAACUGACCCAACAUCCCAACGGACUGAUACUUGAUGAAGAAAUUGAGCCGGAUGUAUGUGCUGUGAAUGGUCAUGGGAACGUUAUUACUCUUCGUUAUAUCUAUUCUGACGAGAUCCUGGUUAUUUCUUCUAAGACAGCUGAAUGCAAGGUGGUUCAAUUACCAGACUCCAGAGAAGGUAAAGUUCUCAAGCAAUAUAUUGUAGGACUUGCUGUUGAUAACAAUAACAAUGUUUACGUUGUUGUACGACUUAAUACAACAUGUACGGAAAAUGGCGUUGUGACAAAUUUCGUGUUGCAUGUAUUAGACGAGAACUACCAUGUAAAACACGACUCAUGCACGUUGGAUUUUAUGGACGCAAAUUUUGUUUCCUGA
This is a messenger RNA of Paramuricea clavata, 1212 nucleotides long. The record is from the annotation of a GenBank genome assembly. Lineage: Eukaryota; Metazoa; Cnidaria; Anthozoa; Malacalcyonacea; Plexauridae.